ACGCGGCUACGGCCACGAUGGCGUUCUUCCGGCGUGGAUCCUCUCUUUCCGGUUUUCUUUGUGGUUGGAGGAACGGCUGAGUCCGCUUGCCGCGGGGCUGGCGUGUGCGGCUGAGUCGUGGUCGUGCCUGUCACUGGCGGGAAGGAGGACCUGGCUGCAGCUUGCCCGCUGGAUAGGCUGUAGCCAUGUCCCGGAAGGAAAACAAGUCCUUGAAGGAAGAUACAUAUGCUCCUAGUGAAAGUGAUCAGAAGGCUGAGGAUGCUGAGCCAGCAGAUACUGAUGGUGUGGAAGCAGAACCAGCACCCAUGACACGGAAAAGACCUGAAUCAAAACCAUCCGAGCCUUCUGUUGCACAAGAGGCAUUAAUGCAGAAAGUGCAGGGCCCUAGUUCUACUGAGGAAUCACAGACAAGAUGGGGGUAUUGGGGGAACUGGGGCAAGUCUUUACUGUCAACUGCUUCUGCUACAGUGGCUACAGUAGGCCAUGGAAUCUCAAAUGUCAUUGAAAAAACAGAGACAUCUCUUGGGAUCCCCAGUCCUAGUGAAUUGUCCUCUGAGGCCAAAGAUGUUACAGAAGAAUGCCAGAUCUCUGCCAAUGACAGCAAAAGAGAUGCAGAAAAUCCUUUGCCAUCCAUUACUGGUGCUUUUGGAAUGUUUUCUACCAUCUCUGCUGCCGUUCAGAACACAGGAAAGACUGUUAUUAGUGGGAGUCUGGAUGCAUUAGAAUUCAUUGGUAAGAAGACUAUGGAUGUGAUAGCUGAAGGUGACCCUGGAUUUAAGAAGACAAAAGGCCUGAUGAACAGGAAUUCCACGCUUUCUCAGAUCUUGCGAGAAGCAAAGGAGAAGGAAGAACAGAGGACAGCUACUGAGGUUUCCAUGGCUACAGAGAAGAGAGCCCAUUAUGGGCUACUCUUUGAUGAGUUUCAAGGUCUUGCUCAUUUGGAAGCCUUAGAGAUGCUUUCCAGAGAGAGUGAAUCAAAGGUGAAGUCUGUUAUUGGCACACUCUCUGGAGCAGAGUUAGAUGCUUUAAAGGCAGAGCUGGAGCAGCUCAAAGAAGCUUUUUCAUUAGCUGAAUUUUAUGAUGAUGAAGAGGAAGAAAAGGAAGAAUAUGAAGACUUCACACGGGAGAUAAGGGGUCUUUUUUCACAACUCUAUGUCUCAACAAAGCCAGACAAACUGAUUCAAGCAAGGAAUUCUGCUUGUGAAUUAACCAAAAACCACACUGAUCAAACUGCAAAGGAAGAAAGACAGAAGGAAGAAGACCUGCAGGUGGGCUUGGGAGAUGCAGAACUAGAAGAGAAAAUAUCAGUAGAGGACGUUCACACAUCUGCAAUCAGAAGUCUGGCUGAAUUGACAGCCUGCUCCAUUGAAGUGUUCCACAAAACUGCAGCAUUGGUUCUGCAUGGCCAGGAACAAGAAGUUUUAGCCGUAGACCGAGCCAAAGCCCUCUCGCAAAUGACUAUUGUGCUGUGCAGAGAACUUUCAUCUUUGUCUAAGAACUUUGCUACACGCUUAACAGCUGCAGGGGUGGAAGAGAAGGCAGAUGUCCUUAACCCUUUAAUCACUGGAGUGUUUUUAGAGGCUUCUAACAGUGCUUCCUAUAUCCAAGAUGCCUUCCAACUGCUCUUGCCAGUUCUGCAGAUCUCUCACAUCCAAGCCCAGACAGAGUUAACUCAGCAAUAAAAUGAAUCAGACUGCACUUGAGAUGAAUCCUGCUGUAUCUGCAUGAUGGAUCCUGGAUUCAACGACGGGAUAGGCGCGUGCAAUAAAAGACAGAUGCGUUAGUGUCUGGUACUUCACCAGCCAGUGAUAAUGUGCUGAGUGGUCCUGCCUGAGGAAUGUGAGUUAGUAAGGGGGAGGGGGGAGGGAGAGAGGCAGGUUAGCAGAGUUCAAAGGGUGGGUGUUCUGGGUAGUGGUCAUUCCAUUCCUGGUUCUUUGUGCUUUGAUGACAAAGUAUAAUGUUAACCUCAUAACAAUGAAAUUGUUGAAUCUAAAAAGAGACAGAGUGGUAUAACUGGGUGGAUGAAACCUGACCCUAGAAGAAUUAUUGGAAUGAAAUGUCAAGGGUUUGCAUAUAUAUUUUGAAUAGAUUCCACAAGUUAAAUGUCUACCAGUCCCAGUAAAUCCACUGCACAAACAGGAUUGGAUCUGGUGAUCCAUCAGGAGAAGGCACUGGUAGUAAUGUCUCUUUCCCAUGCCCCCCUCUGACCUGGGAAAGUUGAUUCCCUGGACUGUCGAAGUUGUCAGGAGCAUGUGGGGGGGGGGUGCAGUAAGGAGGGGAGCAUUGGGAAGAUCCAUGAUACUUGCAUUCAUGGAUCUUUGGAUACAUGUUGAUUUCUUAGGGACAAUUUCUUAGAAUGUAUUGUCAAAGGCUUUCACGGCCAGAGAACGAUGGUUGUUGUGGGUUUUCCGGGCUGUAUUGCCGUGGUCUUGGCAUUGUAGUUCCUGACGUUUCGCCAGCAGCUGCGGCUGG
Molecule: messenger RNA, 2472 nt
Organism: Eublepharis macularius
Lineage: Eukaryota; Metazoa; Chordata; Lepidosauria; Squamata; Eublepharidae
Gene: FAM114A2
Product: family with sequence similarity 114 member A2
Exons: 14
Coding region: 186-1682 (498 amino acids)
Source: RefSeq, a predicted model, not a curated record